Molecule: messenger RNA, 1789 nt
Organism: Agrilus planipennis (emerald ash borer)
Lineage: Eukaryota; Metazoa; Arthropoda; Insecta; Coleoptera; Buprestidae
Exons: 1
Coding region: 307-1536 (409 amino acids)
Source: RefSeq, a predicted model, not a curated record
AUGUAUGUACGUCUCGGUUUUUGUUGUAAAUUGCUUGUCGUUAUCAAUAUCAGCUUUAUUUAGUAUAUCCACCGACUGUAAACAUUCGGCAAUACACCGUCGUGCAAUAACGUUUGCUCGUUUUAUCAACCCAAUUGCGCUUGCAUUAUUUAUUGUAUGUAUCUAUCUUAGUAAGUGUACCACGUGGUUGGAGCCUCUUUCGAUACACUAUAAUUCAGCUGAUUGGUGCAAUUGUCGAUAGUAAUAGUAGUUUACUCCAUUGAACUCACACAAACGCACAUUCGAAGUAAUUCAGUGACUUCAGAGAUGGUCCGUUCGAAAGUGCGCAACUUGGGCGAUUUACUCAAGCAUACCCUGGGCGAGGUGGAAGUUUUAGAAGAAAAAUACAAGUUCCUCACCGAUCCCGGGGAACAUUAUGGAAGUAUUAUGUUGGCGGUGGACGUAACGGUUAAAAAGCCGGGCGAAACGAAGGAGGAAGUGCUAUAUUUAGUGGCUAAAAUUUUGCCAGCCAGCGAAAUGCUCAGGGUCGUAUUCGAUGUUAGUGUUACAUUCAAAAAGGAAAUAAACGCAUAUCUGAACGCAGUUCCGGCCAUUCUACGGUUCCAGAAAGACAACAACGUACCGAAAGAGCACGAAUUUGAUAUUUUUCCUAAAUGUUACGGAGCUAGAUUAUCUUUGGACAAAAACAAAGACAGCGUGGACGAUGAUGCAGCUAUUAUAUUCGACAACCUCAAAAGUUAUGGCUAUGAGAUGGGUGAUCGACUUGUCGGUUUUGAUUUAGCUCAUGCCGAAUUGAUUGUGAGAGAUUUGGCCAAAUUUCAUGCAGUUCCCCUCGCUCUACGAUUGAAAAGGCCCGAUGUAUUUGAAGAAAAGAUACUCCCGUGUACAACGAAAAACAAAACUUUCGAUCAGUUUCCUGAAGACGCUAAGAAAGCGUUCAACGACAGUAUUAUCGAUGGGGUUAAUCAGGUACAAGAACUUGAGGUAUAUUUACCGAGAAUUCAAGCCGCUAUCAAUAAAGCGAUGACCGUUCCUCCAAAUCCACCCAAAGAUCCCUUCAUCACCGUCAUUCAUUCUGAUUAUUGGGUUAACAAUACGAUGGUAUUGAAGGAUAUUACUGGAAAACCGGUAAAAAAUAAAAUAGUCGAUCUGCAACUCAUAACGCUUGAUUCGCCGAUAAAAGAUCUUAUAUUUUUCUUGUUUACGAGUGUUAUUAACGACGUCCUGGAUAAAAAUUUCGAUAGAUUAGUUCGUAUUUAUUACGAAAACUUUUUGGAUAACUUGAAAGAUUAUGGCAUCGAUAUUGGCUUGUUUUCUUGGGACGUCUUUGAAGAGGAAUUGAACAGAGUGGCAAAAGAAGAAUUCUACCAUGUGGCAGUGAUGUUAAAACCCAUUUUUACUGAAAGGGGAAAAGUUCAGCACAGUUUGGAAGAUUUCCAGCCAAGCGAUUGGACCAGGGAUGAUUUGUUAGGACCUAGACACACCAAAAAAAUGAAGGACACAGUGCUUGCUUUCGCAAAACAUAAAUGGAUUUAAAUAAAUAAUAUUGGUUAAAUUUAAUUUUUAAAUAAAUAUUAUCCGAUUUGAUUGUUCAAAUUGUGUACAUUUUUAAAUCAAUUUGUUGUUAAUUCCAUAUGAUAAUUGGGUCUGUUGUUAUUAUUCAAUUAAUCGAAUAAGUGGUUGAUUUUAUAAAAAUUAUUGAUUAUUACGAUAUUGUUAAUUGACUAUUGUAACUCUCAAAAUUAUUUCUAUUACCUAUUGGAUUAAAUAAGUUGAUUUUUUCUGUUUA